Molecule: messenger RNA, 905 nt
Organism: Xenopus laevis (African clawed frog)
Lineage: Eukaryota; Metazoa; Chordata; Amphibia; Anura; Pipidae
Product: vomeronasal type-2 receptor 26-like
Exons: 1
Coding region: 15-905 (296 amino acids)
Source: RefSeq, a predicted model, not a curated record
ACUGCCCUGAGGGGAUGUGGCCCACUGAACAGCAUGAUGGCUGCCGGCCUAGAUCCUUGGAAUUUCUUGCUUAUGAAGAUACCUUGGGUGGAACUUUAGCUUCUCUUUCAAUUGUAGGGUCUCUUAUUCCUCUGAGCAUCUUGGCGAUUUUUUUACGGAACUCAGGAACUCCAGUUGUAAAGGCCAAUAAUAGAAACCUAAGUUACCUCCUCCUUUUUGCUUUGUUUUUGUGCUUCCUCUGCUCUUUAAUGUUCAUUGGUCCUCCUGUAGACCUAAUCUGUGUCCUUCGACAAAUUACAUUUGGGGUAAGCUUUGUACUGUGUGUUUCUUGUGUCUUGGGGAAGACCAUCAUGGUGGUGAUCGCAUUUAAUGCCACUCAGCCAAAGAGCAGCCGACGAAUGUGGCUAAAUUCUCGUAUCCCCAACGCAUUAGUAAUUGCUUGCACAAGUAUACAACUCAUUAUAUGUAGUUUCUGGAUAAUUCACUCUCCACCUUUUAAAAAUAAUGAUAUCACAUCAGAGUUAGGAGUCACAAUACUGGAAUGCAAUGAGGGUUCGCCAGUAGCUUUCUGGUGCAUGAUGGGAUAUAUGGGGUUUUUAGCUACUUUGUGCUUUGUAGUUGCUUAUUUGUCAAGAAAGUUGCCAGGCAGUUUCAAUGAAGCUAAAAUGAUCACUUUUAGUAUGUUGAUAUUUGUUGCAGUUUGGAUUUCUUUCAUCCCUACAUAUCUCAGCACCAGAGGCAAAGACUCAGUGGCAGUGGAGAUAUUUGCCAUUUUAUGUUCAUGUAGUGGACUCCUGGCAUUACUGUUUUUCCCCAAGUGCUACAUUAUAAUACUGAGGCCUGAAAUGAACAAUAAGGAAUUCCUUACAGGAAAGAGAGGCUUUAAACAUAGUAAACUGAAAUAA